GAUCUCUAGGUGCUCUACGCGGUCCUCCUCCCCUCCACCAUUUAAUCCCCACCACAACCCUGUGAGGACGGCUAGGCUGAGAACCUCCUAGCACCACGUCGGGGGAUGGGAGGGGGGAAGUGGUGUGUUGGGGGGAGCAGGGGGCGAUCAGGAUCUACUGAGUGAUUCGCGGUAGAUCUCCGAUAGGUCUUUGUUUCUUUCAUAACAAUGAUAUACCGCUUGGUUGCAGAAAACAAAACCAGCGCUUUUUGUGGUCCCGAAUUGUUUAACAAGAGCUUUCAAAUUAAGGCUAUAGGAACAAAUGAAGGCUGUUUUUGGUGCGGAGGGGAGAACCAGGAAUAGCUCUCUGCGUGUGAGAAAGAGGAGCUCGUUUCGGGGACUGAAAACACACCCUCGGCCUCGGCAUGUGUCUCCUGGUUGCCUUUCAAGGAUUUCUCGACCCCUUUUUCUGGGUAGGAGGGAAAAGCCACGUACAGUGGUACCUCAGGUUAAGUACUUAAUUCGUUCCGGAGGUCCGUACUUAACUUGAAACUGUUCUUAUCCUGAAACACCACUUUAGCUAAUAGGGCCUCCUGCUGCUGCCGCUGCGCCGCCGGAGCACGAUUUCUGUUCUCAUCCUGAAGCAAAGUUCUUAACCUGAAGCACUAUUUCUGGGUUAGCGGAGUGUGUAACCUGAAGUGUAUGUAACCUGAGGUACCACUGUACUGCAGUUCUCUCCAGCUUGAUCUAAAGCGGAAAAACACCUUUUCCUGCCCGGCUGAACUUAGCAAUAUGCGCUUUACGCAUCAGCCUGACCCCAAUUGCUCUCCUGCGUGGCCCUCAUGCCACCGACUGGGGCGUCUCGAGAGUUUUUUUAGACGGAUACCGUAAAUCCCCUGCGUGUUUUAUUUUGGGAUGGGGGGCGGUCGGAUUUAUAUGCCGCCGGCCUCUCCCGCGUCGCGAAAAGACUCGGGGCAUCCUCCCGGGUUCUUUGGUCGUCUGAACUUUGGCAGCGCCUGAAGUCCCGUGUCCUCUCCCCACUUGCCACGUGCCCCAGCAGAAGGCUCCCUCGGUCCAAGUGGGAUGGCUUUAAACAAGGAGCCGAGAAAUUCAGGGAGGAAGAGAGGGCUAACGGUGGAGGCAUAAAAGCUUCUGAAGGGCAGCCGCUGUUCGGAGCGGGAAGCGCUCUUGUGCUCGGAUGCCGCUUGCGCGUUUCCUGCAAGAGGCACCUGGGUGUCCACCGUGAAAACAGGAGGCUGCACGGAUCCAGCCGUUUCUUCAGCAUAGACGGCUCUUCCCCCGUAGUACCGGCUCUUUCGGCCGCCAAGGCGGGAGCUGAGCUCUGUCCGCCGUCGCCGAGGCCCCUCCUUGCGCCAUUAGUGGGUUUGGCUGCUCCGCCGCGCAGCCGACCUCUCCGGCAGUCCCGGGGCGAUAAGAUAAGCGGGGGCGGGCCGAGGAGGGCAGCGCGGGCCGCUAUAAAAGCGGCGGCCCCUGCAGGACUCCCAGCUCCGCCACCUCCUGGGACUUACAGAGCAACUCGACCUCCUGCCUGCUGCCAAGAUGAAGCUGACUGCUGAGGAAUGCAAGCUGAUCAAGAGCUGCUGGUCCAAACUGGCCCCCGAGCGCGAGGAUAUAGGCGGCGAAGCGAUGACCAGGUAGGCUGGACGGGGCGGCCAAGGGAGAGAAGCCCAGUCUGGUUCCUCCCGCCCCGUCCCUUUUCCUGACGGCCCCCUUCCCUCCCCGCAGGCUUUUCCAGGUCUACACGCAGUCCAAGAUCUACUUCUCGCACUUCGACCUGUGCCCCGGCUCCAACGACAUUCACCACCACGGCCAGAAGAUCUUCAAGGCCCUCGACCGCGUCAUCAAUAACCUUGAGAACAUCCGCGGCGCCCUGUCCGAACUCAGCGACCUGCACGCCUACAACCUCCGCGUGGACCCCGUCAACUUCAAGGCAAGCGCGCCGACGGGGCGGACGAGGGCCGGGAGGGGCGCACCUUGGGUCUUCCCUCGACCCUCCCCCACCUGGCCGACCCCCCACCUGACCCCCGUCUCUCUCUUUCUCUCCUUUGCAGUUUCUGACCAGGUGCCUCCACGUGACAAUGGCUUCCAGCCUCCGCGUAGAGUACACCGCCGUGGCCUACCUGGCCUUUGACAAGCUCCUCUGCGAGGUGAGCGAUGUGCUGACCGAGAAGUACAGAUGAGCCCCCCGCUGCCCGCCCCCUCGCCUCGGAGCUGCCGUUUGCCCCCCGUCUCGGGCACUCCGCCUCCGCUGUGCCACUGAGCAAUAAAAUGCGUGAACCUCGCUCCGGC
Podarcis lilfordi (Lilford's wall lizard) is the source of this 2289-nucleotide messenger RNA. NCBI's taxonomy places the organism in Eukaryota, Metazoa, Chordata, Lepidosauria, Squamata, Lacertidae. The record is from the annotation of a GenBank genome assembly.